Molecule: messenger RNA, 1896 nt
Organism: Plasmodium knowlesi strain H
Lineage: Eukaryota; Apicomplexa; Aconoidasida; Haemosporida; Plasmodiidae
Product: KIR protein
Exons: 4
Coding region: 1-1896 (631 amino acids)
Source: RefSeq, a predicted model, not a curated record
AUGUCAGGAGGAAAAGAAACGGACGAAUGUUCAGGGAAGUUACCUGCUGGGGGGGAGUAUGCCCUGCUGGGUGCAAGGGUGAACUGCAGUAAAACUUAUGAAGAUCAAACCAAGAAUGGAAAUAUAGUAGAGGAUGUGGGGGGACCAUUAGAAUUGUGGCUGACGAAUAAUGAUAAAAGUGAUGCCAAACGAAUUGUGGAAGCGUAUUGUCAUGCGAACACUCAGACGAGGGCGGUCCUCACGAAUUACUAUGAUCUAUGCCAUUUCUUUUAUUAUUGGCUAGGGGAUUUAAUUAAGGGAAAAUUGCCUGAAAGGCGUGAACUCCAUCAAGUCAUGGAAGUCGUCUAUGCAAAAUUGGGGGGAUUCAAAUUUAGGGGUGGCUUUAGUCAUAAAUGUGAGAAUUUAUAUCCUGGUAUUAGUAAAAGUGUAUUCGUCCUCUAUAAGAAAAUUUUCGAUUACGCUUAUAAUUAUAAGAGUUUAGAAAGUAAGAGCGAAGUGAAGAAUAAAUUUUUAUGCAGUUCAGAAUGUGCCACAUAUGUGAAGGAAGUUGAACAAGCCUACUCAAGUGCAAUUGGAGCAUGUGGGAGCGCUACUUCGGAUAGAUUCUGUCGUGAACUUACGAGUGAAUAUAAUAAAUAUUUCGAUAAUAACAAACCAAAAUGGACAUGCACUACAACAACAUCUGAGGUCGACGAAGACCCUGACGAUGACGACGACGACGACUUCGACGACGAACUUUUUCCGAAAGAAUUCCAAGACCUCGAUCAGGUAGACGGACCUUUGAGUACAUUACCUUCCAGGAAAGACUACUACAAAUUCUUUGAUGAGGGCAUGAGCAAAUGUGAUCGGGAAGACUGGUCUUGGCCCAAUCAAAUCAAGGCUGCAUUGGAAGGUGAUGAGAAUAUUGGGGAACAUGCAGAGGAGAUUGCGAAAGCAUUGUGCCAUGCAUAUGAGAAAAAGGGGAAAGACACCCCAUCUAAUAAGCUCCCUGAGGAGUAUUGCGAUUUUUACUACUUUUGGGUGGGGGAUAUAUUUUGGAAUAAUUCACGUAAAAGAACUUUCAAAGGAAUUAUGGAUCAAAUUAAGGAUGCAGUAGGGAACAGUACUUCUGAUCAUGGCUGUUCUUUCCGCUUUAAAACUAAAGGGUUAAAUUCUUUCCUCUCUAGUAAACUUUUAUUCGAUUAUUACAAAGACAAAGAUGAUAUGAAGUCACACUUGAACUUUGAUAGUGAGGAGGAAAUUGGUUGUAAUGAUGCUUAUUAUGAGUACUUUGUGGCAGCACGUAAAGCUUAUGAGAUUAUGCACAAAAAAUGUCCAAAGGAAGAUACGAAGGGAACAAAUGAAUGGUGUAAGAAAUUUCACGAAAUGUACAAAGAUUGUAGUAAUGGAGGUGGGGUUGAUGGAAAAUCACAAUGUUGGGUGGCAAGGGAAUCGACAAAAUCCUGUACUGAGGACUCCAAACCGGACACACUGGACACUACAUCUUCCUCUACUGCUAACGACACCAAUUCUGUCACACCUGGUGCUGUAGCUGGUGGUACCAUUGCCACCAUAGGAAUACCAACCAUCGGUUUCUUUUUAUACAAAUAUACUGAUGUAUUUGAUGGAAUAAAAAAAUCCCUCUUUGGUGAACUCAAUAAUAGAAGCAGUAAUAGGAAUAGGGGAAGAAGAUCUACCAUUGGACGACAACACUUUGAGGACACAUUCACAGGGAACGAUUCUUCUACCUUAGGUGGUGAUGGUUCCACAACCCUGGGUGGGGAAUCGUCCACCUUAGGUGGUAGCUCCACCGAUAUUUCUACCAUCUAUGAUGAUGGACGACGUCGACCAACCGGAAGAACACGGACAGGAAUAAAUAAUAGAAGACCAGGGAAUAUACGUUAUUAUGCCACAUAA